AUGUCGGCUAUUAAUAUCCCCAGUGCGACAGCAGACAAAGAGCGACGAGGUGAACUCCAGCUAACAGAUGGGGUCGUCGUUUGCCAGAGAGAACAGAAAAACAAGGCAAAGAAGAGAUGCGACGAUGGUGACGGACGGCCUGAGCUGCUGAAACAUCGACCGGCCAGCCAGCAAGCCAGUCAACCUAUCUCGUCUGGGCUCAGCUUCUUCCCGAUCUCUCACGCGACCUUGACCCCAUGGGGUUACAUGGCCGCCGCCCGCAUUUUCGGAUUAAAGUUAACACAGCUAAGUACUACUAUACGCGCCGUUAGGCGAAGAGAGAGGGUGAUAUAA
Messenger RNA from Nannizzia gypsea CBS 118893, 333 nucleotides. RefSeq lists its product as hypothetical. Bases 1 to 333 code for a protein of 110 amino acids. The record is from RefSeq and is a predicted model, not a curated record. The transcript has 3 exons. NCBI's taxonomy places the organism in Eukaryota, Fungi, Ascomycota, Eurotiomycetes, Onygenales, Arthrodermataceae.